CACGUAUUUAUUCAUGUAGCUGUGGUUUUGUGCGGAGAUCUGCCAUGCCCAUGCGGAAGAAGCGAAGAGCAGAGCUGGAGCUGGUGGUGGGCACGCAGACGCAGACGCAGACGCAGACGCAGCCACCUCCCUCCAAAGCCUCCUCCUCCAGCUUAGCUCUGCUCUCCUCUGUCUCAGCGACUCAGCCAAGAAAGGAGGAUUGAAGGCGGCUCAAGGCAUCUCCGAAUUGGAGGAGGGCCGGGGGAUCUGAUCCAUCGCCAGCCCAAGGAGCUCAGAUCGAUUCAUGUCAAGAUGCUGCAGCGGGCGGCGAGCAACGCCUACUCGUGGUGGUGGGCGAGCCACAUCCGAAGCACCCAGUCCAAAUGGCUCGACGCGAACCUCCAGGAUAUGGAGAAUCGAGUCAAGAUCAUGCUUAAACUCCUCGGCCAGGAGGCCGACUCCUUCGGCAAGAGGGCCGAGAUGUACUACCGCACAAGACCGGAGGUGAUAAGCCAUGUGGAGCAAGUCUACAGAGCCUACAGAGCCCUCGUUGAACGCUAUGACCACAUAUCCAAGGAGCUCCAUAAGGCCAACCACACUAUUGCUACUGCUUGUCCAGAGGAGGUGCAGUAUGCAAUGUUAGAAGAUGACGAGGAUGGUGAUCUCCCCAGAGCAAUCACACCAAUCAACUCGCACAAGAUACACAAGUCCACCGUUGAAGAAAUUCUCAACAGAAAGAGACAUGGUCGUCCAUCAGGCUCCAACAAGCCAGCCUCUGCUCCGCGCAUGACCACAGAGGAGGCACAAGACGAGAUCAGCAGACUUCAGAAGGCUAUACUUGUCCUCCAAACCGAGAAAGAGUAUGUCAAGAAUUCUUAUGAGAGUGGUAUUGCCAGGUAUUGGGAGAUCGAGAAGCAGAUUGCAGAUACGCAGGAGGAAAUCUGUCUCGUUCAGGACAAAUUCGACGCGCAUGCAGCCAUUCACGACGAUGAGGCCCGUGCCUUGAUGACAAUAGCAGCUCUUAGAUCUUGUCAGGGUACCAUAUCUCGGCUGGUACGCCAUUUUGAGGACUUGAUUAGGAUUGCAGACAUGGAGUCGGAAAAAACAAAGUCUCUCCGGUCACAAUUGUAUGCCAUGAAUGGCAACACUGACACAUCUUCAAGAGACGCUAGCAGCACUGAAAUGUCGGUGAACAGAAGAGCUUAUCCAGUUACCCAGAGAAUACUCGAGUUGCAGCCCAUAUAUGAAAAAAUUGACAACUUUUUUGCCAACGGAUCUGAAUCCUCUGCAGAGGAGAUUGCAGACAAUGUUGAUGAACUUGUUGAUAAAGUUGUCAACUUGGAGCUCAAGUUCCCAAAACAGUCAGCACAAAUCAAUCAACUGAAACAAGAGAAUGAGAACCUCAAGAAUAAAUUGGAUGACUUACAAGACGAGAUGGAACUUCGUGAUGACCAGAGCGACUUAAAUGCACAGCUCAAGCUACUAGAGGAUGAGUUCAAUAGAGUCCGAAUUCUUGAUAAAUCAAUUAUUGAGGAAGAAGUUUCCGUCAACAAAGGCUUUUCUGAAGUCUUUAGUUGCAUAAUUAACAUCUCAAAGGCACUUGGAUCUUUUGACCCUGAAGAUCUGUAUAAUUUGUCGACUGAUGUAGGAGAUGGUGCAACGGUUUCAACAGAUAUGUCCCUGGAGUACUUUACGGAAGAGAGCAAAGGUGGGGAAUUCAGAGACACAGAGGCACUAACUCUAAGUGAUCGUUUGGGCCAAGAUAGAGAAGAUGUCUUGGAAGUUGUUAAUGAUAAUGGUGAUGAUGGCAUUCGUGGCUCUAAGAAUGGCGAUGGGGAAAAAUUCUCGACAGAGAAUUGCAUUCUAGUCAGAAAUAAAACGUCUAUACAUUCUGACAACCAUAUUGAUCCAUUUGUUAGGUCCGAAAAUGAGAAUGGUGUUGAUAACUCUGGUGAGGGCAAUGCAGAUAGCUCAUCAGAAGAAAAAUGUCAGCGUGGAAGUGGAAACUUUGCUCAAGGGAAAAUUUUGAAAGGUGAAUAUCCAUUGGGAAUAAUCAGUCAGACUCAUCUCCUUCACUCAGGUAGUAUAGAUACUUUAGACAAGAAGUAUGACUAUAAUGAUCAAGGUUCAUCAACUGAAGCUUCCAAGUUGUUAGUGGAGGUUGCCGAGGGAAAUACUGGUGACGGAAAUGCUUUUACUGGGAGCAGUGUGGUACAGGAGGAAAGAAUUGGAGACAGUAAAUUACAAAAUAUCUAUGGGCAGAUUAGUCCAGUUGCUUCCUCUGACUUGAACACUUUAAAGGAAAAAGAUCCCCUAGAAGAAUCCUUACUGGCAGAAGCUACUCGUUUCAGUGGUCCUGAUAAGACCUUGAACUCGCAGCAUACAAAUGAAGCAAAAUCUGUUGAAGAAUUGCCAAACCAAGGUGGUCAUCUUAAUGGUCCACAAAAAUUUGAAAGUUUGAAUAAAUGCAGCCAAGUCGUAGCACCUAAAGAGGAUGGCUGCAUUUCGUUAGGUCAUGUGGAUAACAUCCAGGAUAUGAAGAACAGGAUUAAUGCAGAUGCAUAUUCCUCAGAUGUGAGGGAUGGAACUUCCCUCUGUGUGCCAGCUGGAGAUUCUGAGGAAACUGAAGUAUUGUAUUGUCAAGUAUCGAAAGUUCUGACAGAUUCAGAAAAUGUGGUCAGUGACAUUCGCUAUAGUCAGCUAGAGAAGAAGAGUUCAAAUGGCGAAGAGCUUGCAAGCAAAACAACUACCUCGAACAACCAUGGAGGAAGGAGUCAGGAUGAAAAGGCUGCUAUAAUGGGAGAAGAAUGUGUACCUAGCUGGCAAGAAUUUCUUCUUGAUGGGCUUGAAGGUAGAGAAGCAAUACUACUAGCUGACUAUACUUCAGUGCUGCGGAACUACAAAGAAACAAAGAGAAGGCUUACUGAACUGGAAAAGAGAAACCAGGAGCAUCUUGAAGAGACAAAGGCAGUUAUACGGGAGUUGAGGAAUGCAAAUUCCAUAAAGUAUGUUGAGAUCCGGUCACUAAGAAAUCUCCUGGACUCCUCAGAGAUGCCACCCAGUAAAGCAGGUAGUAACUCAACCGCUUCCUCAAGUAUGAGAUCUUUCAGGGAAAUUGACAGACCAAAUUGCAUUUUGGAUGGAGAGAUUUCAACUGUGGAGGAAAGCAGUUUUAGCAACAUCGAGGCACCGGAGAACACAUCAUCUUUUGAAGCGAGGUUCAGAAAUGACAUUGACACUUUGGUGGAGGAAAAUUUGCAGUUCCUGGUAAGGUAUAGCAUGGCCUGCCACCACAUGCAGGAGUUUGACAGAAGAUACCAGGAGGUACAAGAAGAAAUGGAGGACACAGAAGAUAAGAAGACAGGAGGAUCUGAUACUGCAGCAGAGCCUGAACCUGCUGAAAAGAAGUUGAGAGAGCUCCGAACUGAACUGGACGUAUGGUUUGAGCAGAACGCGCUUCUUGAUCAGGAAGUGCAGCUUAAGACUGCGUCUCUUUGCAGACUGCAAGAGGAGAUAGCCGAAGCCCUGCGUGGUAGCUCGGAGAUGGCUGGAGCCAGGUUUACGCCAUAUGAAGCAGCCAAGUUUCAAGGGGAGGUCCUCAACAUGCAGCAAUCCAACAGCAAGAUUGAGAGUGAGCUGCAGGUGGCAUCAGAGCACAUGAGGGGGCUUCAAGCAAAGGUCAACGAUGCCCUGCGGGAGCUGCGUGAUAGUUUUGAGGUUUCAUCCCAGCGCUUGCUGCGGCCAGAGACUGAAAGUAGCUAUGAGAAACAGUUCAAGCAUUUUCCAAGUAGGACCAGAGUACCGUUGCGGAACUUCCUGUUUGGAACAAAGCGAAAGAAGAAAUCGAUAUUUGCGUGCAUCAAUCCCACACUCCAGAAACAGUUCAGCGAUUUGUGAGUGGAAAAGAGGUCGAAGGAUGCAUGUGGUGGCUCAGCUCCGGGAGGUGAAAAGAGGAGCUUAUUGGAUGGGACGUACAUAGGGCACAAGUAACAUGACCAUAGUUUUUGGAGAUUUUAUACCAUUACACUAGAGCUCAUUGUCGAUCUCCUUUCUGAGUAGUUUUGUUUCUCAGAGUACAAGAGCAGGCUUGUGUUGUUUGGGAUGGUAAUUUAUUCAUGAAAUUUCGUUUGAUUGAGAA
Molecule: messenger RNA, 4117 nt
Organism: Setaria italica (foxtail millet)
Lineage: Eukaryota; Viridiplantae; Streptophyta; Magnoliopsida; Poales; Poaceae
Product: protein NETWORKED 2D
Exons: 3
Coding region: 292-3876 (1194 amino acids)
Molecular function (GO): actin binding
Source: RefSeq, a predicted model, not a curated record